AAGUCUUGUGGGGUAGUUAAGAGGAAAGCCAAUACAUUUCACUUUGUACAGUUCUAUUAUCCACUUUAUCUCUCAACAACAAUGGCUUCUUUUUCUUCAUCAUCUUCAUCAAUACUCCCAUCUUUGACCUCCACACUCUCUUCAUCUAAACCUUCAAUACCCUUCAACUUCAGUCCUUUCACUAAAACUUCUAAAAGGGUCACCAAUUCUGUCCAAAUCUUGAAAGCCCAAACACUAGAAUUUUCAGGUUCUUUCUUCGAAGGUGGUUUCGGAGAAAACAAUGAUGAGCCACCAACUACACCUUGGUCUGGUAUUUCUGCUGUUGAAGAUAAAGAGGAACCACAGUGUCCACCUGGUUUGCGCCCUUAUGAAACUAUGGCUGUUUUAAGACCAGAUAUGUCUGAAGAUGAAAGACUUGCUCUUACCCAAAAAUACGAAGAGUUGCUGGUUGCUGGUGGUGGUAUGUAUGUGGAGGUCUUCAACCGGGGGGUUAUUCCGCUUGCAUACAGCAUUAGAAGAAAAAAUAAAGCUGGAGAGACAAAUACAUACUUGGAUGGGAUUUACCUCUUGUUCACUUAUUUUACUAAACCUGAAUCCAUUGCAGCCCUUGAGGCAACACUGAUAGCUGAUGAUGAUGUUAUCCGAUCGUCCACUUUCAAGAUCAGGAAAAGGAAAUACUAGUUUAAUUUUGUAUUCGUUUAGCUGUAAAAGACGAUAACAGGAGGAGGCAGGUUUUCCUCAUCGCGCCUCUCGGAUGUUGAAGUAUUACAGUCUUUUUCAAAGUACAGCAGUAUCAAUUUGUAAUAUUUUUAUAUUACUGAAAGUUGCGAUUACAUUCUGCUUUAGUAUCCUCCAAUUUUUACUUAAAUAUAAUAGUAGUAGCAUUAUUGAGCA
Messenger RNA from Lycium ferocissimum, 894 nucleotides. RefSeq names its product small ribosomal subunit protein bS6c. Lineage: Eukaryota; Viridiplantae; Streptophyta; Magnoliopsida; Solanales; Solanaceae. The record is from RefSeq and is a predicted model, not a curated record. Gene Ontology annotation, biological process: translation. Gene Ontology annotation, molecular function: structural constituent of ribosome; small ribosomal subunit rRNA binding. The coding region runs from base 82 to 681 and encodes 199 amino acids. Gene Ontology annotation, cellular component: ribosome. The transcript has 2 exons.